This is a messenger RNA of Serendipita indica DSM 11827, 4047 nucleotides long. Lineage: Eukaryota; Fungi; Basidiomycota; Agaricomycetes; Sebacinales; Serendipitaceae. The record is from the annotation of a GenBank genome assembly.
AUGAGUGACCGGGAAAGCACUCCAACCGCGCCUCGGCGGUCCGGACGAGAAAGAAAACCCAUAAAGCGAUUCUCAAAAGGCACUGGGAACAAAGCAAACGAUAAUAAUGCGGGAUCAGAACUAAAUGGUGGGCAAAAUACUGCGGAUCACGAUGAUUCAGACGCGCCUAGUGGCGACGAAGACAUGGACGAGCCCGACUAUGUUGCGCCAAAGGCUCCGACGCGUGGAACGCGUAGAGGACGUGGUAAAGGGCGUGCUGCUACCACUACAUCUCGUAAGAGGAGAGUUGAUAAGGAUGAAGAGCCCGUGGACGGCGCAAAGCUCGCUAGAGACGCAAAGAUAUCCGACGACAGCGCUCUUUUCAACUUAAUUCUGAGCCCCGCAACUGCUCUGCAAGAUAGCGUCGACAACUUCCUUGAACUGUUCGACAAUACCCCGGAGAAGGCCCUUGCAGAUUUGAUAAAUUUUGACGCACUAGACGAAUUUACCGAGGGCUUUAAAACAGAAACUAUGCCCGCAUACCCAAUUGUCUCCAAAUCCCCGGCCUUUCGAAAGUUUCGAAAGUCAUUGGCAGAGUUUUUCACGCGGCUAAUGGUGACAUCAGCGGAAGCUGGAUCUCUCUAUGCAUCGGACCUCAUGCCUACCCUACAAGCCUGGCUCGUGCCUCUUUCCUCUUCUCAAGUUCGAAGCUUUCGCCACACAGCAACCGUAGUGGCCCUCUAUCUUGAGACUGCUUUAUGUCAGAUCGCGGCAGGCGUUGACAAGGAGAUUCAGACGCUCAGUCGACAGAAGGAGGGAGAGAGAGGCAAAAAGGCUGCGAGAAGCAAAGCUCGAGAGCAAGAUUUGGAGACAAGGAUCAACGAGGUUACCUCCCGAAGGAAUCAGCUCAAGGAGUACCUGAACGACAUCUUCAACUCAGUGUUUGUCCAUCGCUCCCGCGAUCAUGAUGCCGCCAUACGGGCUGAUUGCGUCCACGAACUCGGAGUGUGGUUUGUUAAGCACUCCACCUAUUUUCUCGAAUCCGGCUUUCUUCCUUACUUGGGCAAGACACUAUCCGACAACAGCACCGCGGUCAGAUUGGAAGCCGUCAAGUCUAUCGACUGCCUGUAUUCCAAAGAUUAUACAGCUGCUGUGAAUCACUUUACACAAACCUUCAAGCCUCGGUUCAUCGAGAUGGCGACAUCGGAUAUCGACCUUUCCGUCCGUCUUGGUGUGAUCCAGGUUCUUUUAUCCAUUGACCAGCUCGCGCUUUUGGAAGACGAAGAGAGAGAUAAGCUCUGCCUCCUUAUCUUCGCCCAAGAUGUGCGAGUGAGGAAGGCAGUUGCUCCUUUUGUUCAGAGAACAUGGGCGGAAGAAGUCGAGCAGCAUCUGGUUGGUCGUCCCAUGACUGGCAACAGGGCUGGAAAGGAACGACAAAGGGCAGGUGCCAAGUGCCUUUCCCAACAAUUCAUCAAAUGGUCCCAAGCCCUCGACAAGGAGAAGACUCGACGAAAGUCUCAGGAUGAUGAGCCUAGCGAAUCAGACGCCGAAGGCGAGACCACAGUAAAAGACGCAGUUCUACGGGAAUUCGCGCUAGACAAGUCAAGCUACGACCGAAUUGGCCUCGCCGUCGAUGCCCUCUGGGAGGAUAUGGAGUACAUUCGCCGUUGGAACGGGAUACUAGACCUGCUUCUUAUGGAUCAUACAAACGAAGUGGAAGCAUCCGAGUCACCCUCAAGGAAGCGACGACCAGGCCUUCGCAAAGAAGAUAGCGUUGUCGAACAUGUAUGGAGGCUGACAGAACAGGAGGAAGAUAUCCUGUUACAUGUUCUCGUUGCUGCCUUGCGGCGAGCGACCGAGGACGCGAAAUCGAGACCCAAAGGAGAAAGAUCGACUGACCCUGAUGACGAGGAAGCAUCAUUGGAUGAUGUUACUCUCGCCCUUAUCAAAGCCUUGCCGACCCUAUUUGUCAAACACCAGACAGAUGUGACAAAAAUCUCCAAGGUGCUCAUCAUCCCUCAGCUGAUGAAUAUUGGGAUGUACCUCGAAAUGAGGAUGAUCACGGCGUAUGAAGCUCUCUGGGACGAUAUCAGCAAGCAAUUUCUCACGCACUCUUCUCACGAUGUCAUUCGACAUUCUGUGCUUGCGAUGAAGCACAUGUUCCUAGCAACCAGUCUGCAGAAUACCAAUAGGAAGAAGCUGGGAGAAUUAGAAGAGGAAAUGUCAAUGGCGAUAAAACUACUCGCUGGCAGUGGCAAGAAUAGCCUCAAGCAACUCGCGACCAAGACUUUCGACGAGGAUUCGCUACACGCUGCGGGGCUCACAGUCUACCGGAUUUCAACCCUACUCUCUGUCAAAGACCUUGUACCAUGGCUCGAGGACAAUGACUCUGGCAAAGGAAUUCGACCACUUGACGUAUUUAGCGCGCUUGUCGAACGUGCCAAGCUUGGCCACCAGCGUGAGGAUAGGCUCAUAGAACAAGCAAUAUAUGUUCUAUUCUCUUUCAUUCUCUGGAAGUCACACUCGAUUUCGGCUGUGGAUCUCUCAAGUGCAGAAGGUCACGCUUUACAACAAUCUAUCAAACAGCAACGUGAUCCCAUCAUUGAAAUGUUGAUUGAGUAUCUCGUUGGGGAGAAUAGUCAAGUCACGAAAAAAGUCAAGCAAGCUGCAUUCUUGACCAUCAUUCGUUUGCACAUGGUCUUUGGACCCAGCAGCUCUCACCCAGACCUUCAUAUCGAGAUGGAAGAACAAACCCAGCAUCGACUCGCCGGGUAUGUUCAAGCGGUCAUUGACGAGUACGCAGAAGAGUUAGAGGAAAUCGGAGACCAAGAUAGCACGGAUGGUGACAGUGACGUUGAGAUGGAUGAAGAAAACAAGAAGAAGCGACGUAAGACUGUGAAGAAAAACAAAGAGGUCAAUGGUCAGCCAGAAGAAUUGUCGAGCUCAAGGCUCGAAAAGGACUAUGUUUUCCACUCAUUACUCGCGCCUUUCAUACAAGCCAUACGAACCGAAACGAUUUCAUUCGAACAUUCUUCCAUCAUUCUCGCUCAUUAUGGACGCUUCGGCGAUAUGUAUGACCAACUCGCUCGAGUACUGGUUGAAAUGCUCCGAACUCGAUGGCAACAAGGUGAUGGACAAGAAGUAACCUCCGUGGUUCAGCGGGCCAUGCGCGAGGCGUUCAUGUUGCGAAUAAACGAUCGCGUUGAAUCGGAAGACCCUGCUCUUUCCCUUUCGCGUCUCCUCGCUUCCCACUUCAUCGUUCGAGGAGCUCAUCUAGCUGUGCUAGGCCGACUACCGAAUCCUCAUCUCAUGGAUAUGCAUACAUACCUUAUCGAUUUCCUUGUCAAGAAAGCAGGAGAGUCCCAAGAUGACGACGCUCAGCUCGCAUCGGUCGCUUCGUUGUUCCGCGCCUUGGCCCAUCUCGUUCCCACGGGCACACCCCCACAAGAGUCUCUGAAACUGAAAUCGCACCUCGAAAAUGCCCUGGACAAAGCUGGCGUUAAUGCCAUCGGUACAGAUACGAUCUGGGAUGGCCUUCGGGUGUAUGAACGAAAACUUGUCAAUGCUCCAAAGGAAAAAGCCGCUACGGGUAGGAAGCGAGGCAAAGGGAAGAAGGGUGCCAUGUCAGAAGACGAGCAAGUGGAGAACGCACUUACAUCAGAAGAUGAUGGCGCCGGCGUACCAAGACGCCAGAACACAAGAACGCGGCCGAUGCGUAGUCGCGCUGCCAAAAGCAAGGCGUCUGACCAGUCUGCUGCCUCGAGUGAAGCCGAAUCAGAGGCUCCUGCCCCAUCCGGUAGGCGUAAACCGCGAAGGGAUGCCACUCCAGACAACUACGAUGCCGAAGAGCCUGAAGAUCUUCCAGUCAUUCUCAAUGGCUCCCCUCCGCGAAGUCCUCCAAAGUCCUCUCCUUCAAAGGUAUCAAGCAAGAAGCGAGUACAUGAGGGCGAUGUGGUUACCACCCCACUCUCACAGAAGAAGAGGAAAGAACCAGACGUUCCGCCGCCAGUGGAUGAUGAUUCUGAGGAAGAUUUCAUCGGACGAAAGUUCAAAAGAGUCAAACGGUGA